Paramacrobiotus metropolitanus is the source of this 1937-nucleotide messenger RNA. RefSeq lists its product as uncharacterized. The record is from RefSeq and is a predicted model, not a curated record. Gene Ontology annotation, molecular function: protein binding. Bases 318 to 1664 code for a protein of 448 amino acids. NCBI's taxonomy places the organism in Eukaryota, Metazoa, Tardigrada, Eutardigrada, Parachela, Macrobiotidae. The transcript is spliced from 5 exons.
GGCACAAUGCUGUGUGCUUAUUAUUUUCUUUAAUACAGUGAGAAUGUGAGAUAGUAAACAUUUAAUACCAUCAAAAUAAUCCUUGGAACAUUCUUGCAGCGCCAUAGAAAAAGCUAUGCAAGUUGGUUCUCUUGGGCGUAGACUACAAAUAACUAAUCAGAAAGUCACUUAUUGUAACAAUCACCUUCUAAAACCUAUCAACACACCGGUCCAUUAUAUUGUAUCAAUAUUUACAACCAUAUUAUUGUACGCCAUGUGACUAAUAUCAAAAUCAGUUUCCUGUGACAAGUUUUAAGGUAUCGUGAUUCGUUAUUCACAUGGAUUCAGGCGACGCCCCCACCGGACGCAAACACCGUCGGCCCAACAAUGCCCAAGCCGAAACCAUUGAUAAGGCGAUCCGUCAACAGCGUCACAAAUCCGAGACAAUCAAGCGACUAAAAGGUCAGCGGAAGAAACCCACCAAACCUGUCGCCAGCUCCGAUCCCGCGACAGUCCUGCACAAGCAGAAAGUGGCUAAAUUACGGGACAACUACCAGAAAUCAGCGGACGAACUGCAGGCCAAGUUGGCCGAUGUGGAGCGACUGAACAAUGAAUUGAAGGAGGCGGUGAAGGGAAAGAGCGAGAGCGAAGCUAACCACCUCCUCACGCUCCCGCGUGAAGAAUUCGACGGACCACGCCCCAUUCGCACCUGCAUCUGUGGCAAGCAUUACACAUCGUUCCCCGAUAUUCCUCCGGAUCUAACCAUGCAGAUAUUCCGAUUUCUGGAUAGUACAUGGAGCCAUUUCGUUCUGCGACGCGUUUGUCGUGAUUGGUAUAAGAUGCUGGAGCAUUCCGCCACCCGCCACAACGUCCGCAUCACCCACACCGGCCUGAUGGACACCGUGGAGGCCCUGGACAAGGAAUCCGCGGAGAAGCUCCCCGACAACAUUGUGCGCGCCCUCUCAAACGUCACCCUGACGGAGCACGUGACCGGCUUGACCAUCAGCCUGGCUGGCUACUCUGCGCCGCCCUGCUUCGAGGUGCUGUAUGCCCGUGACGCCGACCUAGCGGACUGCAUGGAAGAAAGCGAGCACUGUCUGGAAGAGGUGGUACAGCGCUGUCCCCAUCUGCGCUCCAUUGCUGUUAUCCAGGCGCGAGUGUCCUUUGCACAGAUCCUAAACAUUCCCAGUGGGACACACUUCAGUGAUCUGCAAAUUCGAAUGGUGGACUGCGUUUUAGCUGAUGAUGAUCUGGUCGAAGAGGGCUGUGAACCUGCAGGAAUAUUAAUGGAUUGUGCGGCAUCAGCGCUUGUGAAAGACGGCACAUUGGUUUUCCCAGCCGACUGCAUCCAUUAUCAUGAGAAACGACGACGGUUAGAACGUUUUCUGGACGAUAUGACCCCGCCGUUGUCCGAUAAGGACAUCGAGACAUUAUAUCGGUUCAUGUGUGCAUUUAGUGGUUUCAACGUCGGUAGCAGGUCGAUGAAGCAGUUUGUCAAGACGAUUAUCAACAGGCGGGAACAAACGGAUGAUUUAGAUGCUGACAUUGCCAAUUUGUCGAGCAGUUUGCGUCAACCUCUGGAUAAGUUAAGCAACAUCGGUUGGGCCCAACUGCGAGCGAUGCGACCAAGUACACUGCGAUUGCUUUUCAAACUGGCGACGGCUGACUGCUCAAGCCCUUUAUAGCGCCGGGGAUCAACUUCUGAUCCGUUUUUGUUUUUGUAGCUUUUUCGUGUUUGCUGGAUUGCGUCAAAGUUUUCAACAGAAUAUCCGGGGCUGAUGUUUUGCAAAGUUAUUUUUUUAAAAAAAUAAACUUGUUAUGAAAUUGUUCGGUUUUACGCCCGUUAUAACUAUCCACCAUAAGAGCACUCUGAUGACCUCUUCUUGUCUUGAUUCUGCUGGACACACUGACUUGAAAACCCCCAAUCUGGAACGAUAUGCUAUAAUGCUAAAAUCAGG